Messenger RNA from Hemibagrus wyckioides, 5088 nucleotides. RefSeq names its product carnitine O-palmitoyltransferase 1, liver isoform. Gene Ontology annotation, cellular component: mitochondrion. NCBI's taxonomy places the organism in Eukaryota, Metazoa, Chordata, Actinopteri, Siluriformes, Bagridae. The coding region runs from base 824 to 3178 and encodes 784 amino acids. Gene Ontology annotation, biological process: fatty acid metabolic process; carnitine metabolic process. Gene Ontology annotation, molecular function: carnitine O-palmitoyltransferase activity. The record is from RefSeq and is a predicted model, not a curated record. The transcript has 19 exons.
GCCUAGUCGUUUCAGUGUUGGGCGUUUUCAUUAGAUUUGUAGAGCAAUUUUAAACUUUCAGAAUAUUUCAGUAACUGCUGAUCAUCAGAAUGGUGCGAAAAACAAAAAACAUCCCUGAGCUGUGCUUCAGGCUGUCAGGAUCGCCAAGGCUGGCUACAUACUGAAUGGUUCUCAAAUCUUUACCCAUUUUAAAAACGUGGGAGAACUCGGACAUGAGGACUGAUUUUUAACGUUAUAUCUCUCCGAACAUACACACUAGAUGAUUCGACCAGACCGGGAGAUCACACACACACACCCAUGCUGUUUGUGGUAAAGAUUUCACAUUGCCGAUUUCACAGACAAGACAUUUCACAUGAUCAAACGUGACCUUAAGACAAAUAGUUUUGCAGCAAAAAGAAUAUGGGUGAAAUCCUGGUUGAGAAGACAGGAUUAGGUUUGAUGCACUGCCAUGUUGUUAAGCUGUAAAAGUAUUCCACAUGUUGGUGAUCGCUUACCAGGAUGCUCGCUCUCGUUGGCUGUCGUGGGUAUUCCGACAGUAUCAGGAACCGUAAAGAUCUAAGAGGCUCCAACUUGAUUAGGAGCAGUAAAAUAAUCAUAUUUACACCACACACUUGAGGAUUAGACAGACAAAUAAUUAGCUGUGACAAAGCCUCAAAUCGGGCCACACCCAAAUCAUCUGUCUAAUGUGUUGCACAAAUAAACACUCUGUACAACCGUAGUCAUGAGAAAGGAAGCUCAACACGUCGAGGCUGAUGGGCUACAACAGCAGAAGACCACCUGAAGUCCUGGACAGACAAGGAAGUCCGGCUACACAGGAAAAAGGAUGGCCGAGGCACAUCAGGCCGUAGCGUUCCAGUUCACUAUAACCGCAGAAGGUAUAGACCUGCAGCUUUCUCACGAGGCCCUGAGACAGGUUUAUCUCUCUGGACUCCGCUCGUGGAAAAAGCGCACGGUUCGCCUGAAGAAUAAUGUGAUCACAGGUGUGUAUCCUGCCAGCCUGUCCUCCUGGCUCUUUGUGGUCAUAGCAAUCCUGGCCACCAUGUACACACGCUCUGACCCGUCCAUGGGCCUCAUCGCUAAGAUCCAGGAGCACCUGCCAGUCAGCGGUUCUUUAAGCCCACAGUGUCGGACUGUGGUCUCAGCUGUGGUGUUCAGCACUCUGCUGUGGCUCUCCCUCAUCUUCACCAUGAAGCUGUGUCUGAAGCAGCUGCUCUCGUACCACCGCUGGAUGUUCGAGCAGCAUGGCAACGUGUCUACCACCACCAAGAUCUGGGUGAUGUUGGUAAGGAUCUUCUCUGGACGUCAGCCUCUGCUGUACAGCUAUCAAGGAUCUCUGCCUAAUCUACCAGUACCUGCUGUCAAAGACACCAUCAAAAGGUAUUUGGAGUCAGUGCGUCCCUUGAUGACCGACUCGGAGUUCGAGAGAAUGGCGAGUCUAGCAAGAGACUUUGAGCUCAAUCUCGGGAAUCGGUCCCAGUGGUACCUCAAGCUCAAGGCCUUGUGGGCCUCCAACUACGUGAGCGACUGGUGGGAGGAGUACAUCUACCUCAGAGGCCGCAGCCCCAUCAUGGUGAACAGCAACUACUAUGGCAUGGACUUCAUGUUUGUGACCCCGACUCCGAUCCAGGCAGCCAGAGCUGGAAACACGCUGCACGCUCUCCUUCUCUACCGCAGGAAGCUAAACAAAGAAGAACUCAAACCUAGCCGUAUACCUGGCACUUUCAUUCCUCUAUGUGCGGCUCAGUGUGAGAGGCUGUUCAACACCACACGAACCCCAGGAGUGGAAACGGACACUGUGGUGCACUGGAACGAUAGUGAGCACGUGGCCGUGUACCACAGGGGCCGAUUUUUUCGUCUGUGGCUCUACCAGGCAGGCAGGAUGCUCAAGCCACGUGAGAUCGAACAGCAGAUCCAACGUAUCCUGGAUGACAAGUCUGCUCCAGCACCGGGCGAGGAGAAACUGGCAGCUUUAACUGCAGGGGAAAGAAUUCCAUGGGCUGAAGCCAGGAAGAAGUUCUUCAGCUCUGGCGUCAACAAGAGAUCUCUGGACUGCAUUGAGAAAGCUGCGUUCUUCGUCACUCUGGAAGAAGAGGAGCAAGGCAUGAUGGGAGACGACCCUGACGCUAGUAUGGACCGUUAUGCCAAGUCUCUCCUUCAUGGAAAAUGUUACGACAGGUGGUUUGAUAAGUCGUUCACCGUCGUGAUGUAUAAGAACGGGAAGAACGGCCUGAACGCUGAGCACUCCUGGGCAGACGCUCCAAUCGUCUCCCACAUGUGGGAGUAUGUCCUGACCAUGGACAGUUUUCAGUUGGGGUAUAAUCAAGAGGGACAUUGCAAAGGUGACUGUAAUCCGUCUCUGCCCCCCCCACAGCGAUUGUCCUGGGACAUUCCUUCAGAGUGUCAGGAGCGUAUCUCUCAGUCUCUCUCGGUAGCGCAGGCGCUGGCCGAUGACGUCAACUUUCACGUUUUCGCCUUUCGUGAUUUCGGAAAAGGCAGUAUCAAAAAGAUCCGCAUGAGCCCCGACGCCUUCAUCCAGUUAGCUCUUCAGCUGGCCUACUACAGGGACAGAGGGAUGUUCUGUCUGACGUACGAGGCGUCGAUGACACGUCUGUUCCGUGAGGGCCGAACUGAAACCGUGCGCUCGUGUACCAGUGAGAGCUGUGCCUUUGUCAAAGCCUUUCAAAAUGGAGAGCCGGUGGAUGUGUGCAGGCGUCUUUUACGCACGGCGGCUGAGAAGCAUCAGAUGCUCUACCGGCUGGCCAUGACAGGAGCUGGAAUAGAUCGACACCUCUUCUGCCUCUACGUCGUCUCAAAAUACCUGGGUGUCGAGUCGCCCUUCCUGAAAGAGGUGUUGUCUGAGCCGUGGCGUCUCUCCACCAGUCAGACUCCCUUCCAGCAGGUGGAGCUGUUUGACCUCGUGAAUCACCCCGACUACAUCACCUGUGGAGGAGGAUUUGGACCUGUCGCGGACGACGGAUACGGCGUGUCUUACAGCAUCAUUGGAGAGAAGAUCAUCAGCUUCCACAUCUCCAGCAAGCGCUCGUGUCCUCAGACCGACUGCCAUAAGUUCGGGGUGCAGCUCAGAAAAGCGCUGUGCGAUCUCUUGAAGCUGAUGACGGACGAUAAGCAAGAGGUGCCACAGAGCGAGCAGAACCACACCGCAAAGAAAGAGCUGUAGAGAGGAGAGGGGGGUUCAUUCAGAACAGGAAGAAUUUUUGUUUUGUUUUUGACAAAUUUGUUUGUUAUUUUUCCCCCUAUUGAAUGUGUGUGUGUGUGUGUGUGUGUGUAAGUAUGUGGUGUGUGGUAGAAUGAUGCAAGGGACCAGAGGCAGGAUAGAAUUACAGAUGCAUUAAGAGAUGACUUUUUAGACGAGGAGGAGAAGGAGGAGGAUAAAGAAGUGAUGCGGUGAUGCGGUCCUGUCUUAAAUGCCUUAAGUGUUCAGCAGGUAGGGAUUUACUAGCUGCAGCUAGGGUCCAACGUUCUCCAGUCCAGUUCAGCUCAGCAUCUUCUUUUUCUUUCUUUUAGCAUUAAAGCGAAAAACAACCUAUUUGAAAACAUCACCAAAAAAUAAACAAGUGUGAUUGCGAAAACGGACAAGAAGGGCUUAGCUAGCUACUAGUCCUGCAUGCAAAUUAUUAGCUUUGUGCAAAAGCAUACAGAUAGUGUAUCAUUUACACCGCUACCGUUAUGCUUCAUUUCACUGCAUUCAUUUCUGCUUUCUGCAUCUUUUAAGCUUCCUGUGUAAAAAUAUCAGUGCUGCUCAAACGAUAAUGUCCGUGAGGUCCAGCUAAUACUAAAGCCUAGCGAACGCUGAUCGAAAGCCCAACCUAAAUCGGACCUACAUCAGAUUUCGACUUCAAGGAGUGACGGCGCCGCAUCGCCGGGGCUCACAUGACCGCGACAAGGACGAUUAUUAAGAACACAAAAGAAAUGUUUUUUGUUUGUUUGUAUGUUUGUUUUUUCAGGUCAUGAACAAUUCAAACCUCACUCACACACUGGAAUGUACAAUUCUACAUCUAUGUAAAUCUUGAAACGGAUUCUCUACAUAGGGUUCAACGUUAACACGGUGCAAUCGGUGAGCGAACUAGUUUACAGGUCGUUUAGGAUACACUUAGAUAUUAGACCUCACCUUUCGGGUGCGAUGAACACGUCGCUCCGAACCAUUUUUUUUACUUGAAUGCUGACGUCUUUUUUCCCUCACACUUUUUCCACACGUUUUCUUUGCUGAUGAUGAUAAUGAUACUGGGCCACACGAUGAUUCGGUAUGAACAAAACCGUGCAGCUGCUCAACUCGAAUCUUUAUAGACAAAUGCAUGACAUGACGGCUAUUUAUCAUAAAAGAGUCACGGAUAGAUCACGCCUGAAGGGAACGCGGUCGCACAAUCCGAACCGUUCGGUUGUCUCAGUGACGGCGUGGUUUGUUUUGUUUUUUUGUUUUUUGUUUUUUAAUAAAUGGCUUGAAUGAAGAUUUCUAAUUUCAGGAUCUAAGAAAGCUCAGACUGAAGGUCAGGAAUCUGCAGAGUUUUUUAAACCAAGCAGCACUUUUGAUUGCCAGUGAGACUGUUUAUUUUCUUCACAUAGGAUCCUACAAUGGGGAUUUAUUAUUAUUAUUUUCAUUAUUAUUAUUAUGACUACACUAAAAGUUUUUUCCACUUAAUACUUUUACCUUUCUCAUCUUAUGAACUUAACAACCACUGACUUGACUCGUUGCUGUUCUUGUUGUUAUGUGUGAUGUUUAUUCGAUGAUGUCCAAACUAACACCUAAAAACAAUAUGAAUAUCUGUAAUGUAUCUAGCUCACUCCUGGACACUCUCUAUUUAGAAUGAGCUUUUCUUCUUCUUCUUCUUCUUCUUCUUCUUCUUCUUUUUUUAAAACCCAAGCACUUAUCCCUUUUUCUCGGGCCAGUAGUUUGCGCCCCGUCUUUUUGUCUCCUAUCGCUUUCGUGUUUUCUGCAGUAGCGUGCAAGUCUUUCUCGCUCUCUUUGGCCUCACUAUAGCAAGUGUCUGUAUUUUAUACGUCUUUAUUGGAAAAAAAAGUGAAACCUCCUGAAAUCUUUUUUUUUUUUAAUAAAAAGAGAUCGAAGCACAC